Messenger RNA from Bicyclus anynana (squinting bush brown), 1499 nucleotides. Its product is annotated as ubiquinone biosynthesis O-methyltransferase-like. Bases 348 to 1238 code for a protein of 296 amino acids. Gene Ontology annotation, molecular function: 2-methoxy-6-polyprenyl-1,4-benzoquinol methyltransferase activity. Lineage: Eukaryota; Metazoa; Arthropoda; Insecta; Lepidoptera; Nymphalidae. The record is from RefSeq and is a predicted model, not a curated record. The transcript has 6 exons. Gene Ontology annotation, biological process: ubiquinone biosynthetic process.
ACGAUCAUUCAUUGCCUACGACGUCAUUAGUUCGUACCAUUUUGUAUGGGGCGUUUUUCAGGGAUCCGACCCUUUAAAUCUCUGUAGCUCCGAAAGUAAUGAUCGCAGAUACCCUGUUCCUUUUACAAAAUUGCUUUACUAUUAGCAUUAAUUUAUAUACAAUUUAAAAAACUGUCAUCAUCCCUAUUCCCGUAUAUUCAUAGGUUCAAACAUCUUUUUUAGGAAAUAUUUACAUUUCAUAUUGGGCCCCCUAACUAAUUUUGAUACAGGGCCCAUCCAAGGCACGCUACGCCACUGCUAUUUAUAUAUUGUUUAUCUAUAUUUUAUUUUAUAUUUAAGUGAAUCAAAUGCUAAGUAUGAUGAAGACGUCCGCGCCAGCUAGACUAUUCCACAAUCUCCAUACUUGUAAAACUUCUAUGUAUCGGAGUUAUAACCCGAUUGCAAGCCUUACAAAUAAAGUAAAUUUGAAUAGCAGAAGAACUAAGUCAACAAUCGAACCAAAGGAUUUAUUCCAGGCCAAUCCAACAAUUUUGAAAUCGUUCUGGGACCACGAAGGACCGUUUAAGGCACUCCAUGGUCUUAACUACUUUCGAUUGCCGUAUAUUAGGGACAGGCUUGUAGAUACUCGUAUAGCGCCGGGUGAGAAAUACUCAACUUGUUUAAAAGGGAUGAAAAUCCUCGACGUCGGUUGUGGGGGAGGCUUGCUCUCAGAGGGUCUGGCUAAGUAUGGCGCUGAUGUUACUGGAAUAGACGCAUGCAAAACUUUAUUUGAUAUAGCCCAAGAGCACAGCUCUAAAAACAUACGAUUGGCUGAUAACAAGCCUACUUAUUUUUUGUCCACGAUAGAGGAGCACUGUAAUAAAUACCCAGAAACUUACGAUGCUGUCAUAGCCUCUGAGGUCAUAGAGCACGUCACAGAACAGGAACUGUUCGUAGAGUCGUGCGUACGCGCCACUAAACCGGGGGGAAAACUCAUCUUUACGACGCCUAACAGGACGCGUUUUGUACAGUUCUAUAUGAUAUAUGCAUUUGAAAAUAUUUUACGAUGUUUUCCAAAGGGAGUCCAUCAGAUUGAUAUGUGUUUGAGGCCAAAUGAACUCCAACUUAUGCUAGAAAUGAAUGACUGCCAUGCGGAAUUAACAAAAGGCUACUUCUAUUACCCGUGGAGCGACAGCUGGGCGUGGACUGAUACUAAAAUAUUUAGCUUUAUCAUUGAGGCUACUAAGUCACCUAAAUGAUAAAUAUGAAUUCCUGUCAUUUUAACACCAAGUGUUAUAGUUAGCUAACUAGGAAAUACAUCUCAUAAUAGUGUUUCUAAUUCUAAUCCUUAUUAGUGUUGAGCAUUUUAAAGCUAGCUGCGUACAUUCGUUUUCCGUAUGCGUUUUCCUAAUGCGUAAUCUCGAUUUGGAAUUCUGUGAGACUACCGUUUACCAGUACCGGGUUCGGAAAACUAAUAGAGAAAACGAGUGUAUGCUGCCGGUCUAAAGCAUUUUGAAUGA